Molecule: messenger RNA, 601 nt
Organism: Zychaea mexicana
Lineage: Eukaryota; Fungi; Mucoromycota; Mucoromycetes; Mucorales; Lichtheimiaceae
Exons: 2
Coding region: 34-516 (160 amino acids)
Source: RefSeq, a predicted model, not a curated record
CGCGAAGCAUUUUGUUUUAUCUCACACUACACUAUGGCGCAAACCAAUUUAUUCUCAUUCUUCAAAAAAAAGGAUGAAGCUCCCACACCAGCGCCUGCGUCUGUACCAAAAACAGCACCAGUAGCACCACAACAACAGAAGCAGAAACAGGAGCAAACGUCUAAACGCAAUAUUAAACCUUCUAAAAACGCUGUAGCUGACACUGCAACUGAAUCUUUGGCGAUCGCAGAACCCAUGGUCAUUGACAGCGGCGACCACGAGGAUCAAGACAGUGAUAAUGAUGACUAUUCGCCCGUGUACUCUAGAGCUCGGCGAACACGAAAGCGGACAACCUACGCCAUUUCCGACAGCGAUGACGAUCCAAUACUCAACAGCCCAUGUGCACCAGGUAUACCGUCUCUUUAUCACUGCUUCCACAACAACAACCUUCACCACUUUUUCGGCCUUUGUUUUGUGACCAUUACAAAGUUUAUUUCAAGCAGCAACAAUAACAACCAUGGAUACAAUCGAUUAUAGAUCGCAAUAAGAAGAAUGUUAAGCGCAAGCGACUUUUCCAGAAGAGCACUGAUAACUCGGAUGAGGAUGAUGACUAUGUGGAUAU